CUGGCAGCUCUGUAUGAACAAGUGGAUCUGCACCUGGGCUGCAACCGCUGCACCCAGCGCCUCAAUGAGAGCACCUACCUGCUCCGCACUGGCCUGGAGCACAGCUGUCCCCGCGAGAUCCUGCUGGCCCGAGCCAAAGGCAGAGACCAGUGCCUGACCUGGCGCCAGGUGGGCCGGCGGCCCCGCUUCCCCCAGCCGGCCCGUUACCUCGUGUGUCGCUACUACAGCCCUGGUCUCGGCUGCCGUCGCCACUGGAACCAGUGCACCUUUGCCCACAGCCCAGAGGAGGCUUUGGUUUGGACCUUCGAGCGGGACCAUGGCGUGUCUCGGCUGUGGCUGAAGGCUGCGGUGCAGGGUGGGGACUCUGGGGCCACCAGCGGCCCAUGCAUCCCUGCUGACUCCAUCCGCGCUGAGUUUGCGGGCCACUUCCAGCUGCUCUGCUCCAGCUGUUUCCGGAGCCGCCCAUCGCGCCUUAGCCCCAUGGAUGCCAGGGGCCGGUGCCCAGAGCACGGGGCCUGCCGCCCACUCCUGACCCAUGUGAGCACCGGGCACAGCAAGCAGCAGUUCGUGGAGGUGCGGCCGUGUCCCAAGCACAGGCAGCCCCUGGCCUACUGCAGGUUCGUGGAGCGGGGCCAGCCAUGCAGACACGGGGCAGCCUCCUGCCAGUUUGCCCACAGCGACGUGGAGAUGGCCGUCUGGAAGGCGGAGCAGCUGGACGGGCUGCAGCGCAGGGACCUGCUGGUCCCCCAGGACCCAGAGGGCACAGCCUGUGAGCCCCGCACUGGCCAGCCCCCUGAGAUUCAGCUCUACUGCUAUGCCUGCCUGCUCACCUGCCACUCUCUGGAGGCCUUCGAAAACCACUGUGCAUCCCCGGAGCAUGCACGGAUGGUGGCCUUUGACCCUGCUGUGUCCUGGGAGCACCGUGCCCCUCCCAUUGGCCUGUCAAAGUUCCAGCUCUGCCCCAGGCCUGACCUCUGUGAAUACAAGGACUCCUGCACAAAGGCACACUCUCAACAGGAGCUGCAGGAGUGGGUGCAGAGGACGAAGACUGUGGAGCUGCGGCAGCAGGCAGCCUGGCAGGGGGGGCUGGUGUCCUAUCAGGCUCGGCUGCUGGCCGAGUACCAGCGCAGCAGCAGAGAAGUCCUUGUGCUGGCUGAGACUGUGGCUGGUGUAUCAGUGACCUGUGACCAGCCUCUGGUGCAUGAAGCUGAGGGGAGGAUCGCCCAGCACCUAUGGACGUUCCACAUCCACUCUGAGGAUCCCCUGCUGCAUGUGGCUCUACUCAGGCAGGAACUGGGAGCUGACUUCUCCCUGGUGACCCGCUCUGCACAAUCUCCCAGCCUGCUCUAUGCUCAGGGGAGACACUUCUGUACACCUGGCUCCUGGGCAGACUUCCGGGUGGGGGUGUCCGUGAAGGGAGCUGCCUUUGGCACCUUUGAGCAGUGGCUGGUUUUUGACUUCGGGCGCCGGCCGGUGCUGCUCCGAAAGCUAGUACUUCGAGUGGGCCAGGUGCACAGCUGGGGAAGCCAGGGGGCUGUGGGGCCUCGCCCUUGCCAGGAACUAGAACGAUGGCACACUGGCAACCGCCAGAUAGUGCCCAGCGUGGACCGAACAGACGAGCAGGUCUCCCUGAUGGCCAAGUACAAGACACCAUCCCUGGCCCUUGAUUUUAGUCCCAGUGGCUCUGAUACAGGGCCACUCACCUGCAGCAACUACCGACAGAGGAUGCACCAGUUUCUCUAUGAGGAGGAGGCAGCGCAGCAGAGGCUGGUGGCCAAGCUGGACCUGCAGACCCAGGUGGCCCUGAAGCCAGCUCUACAGACACCAGCCAUGGGCCUGGUCCUGGCACCCCCUGGGGCGCUGUAUGCUGAGGUGACCUUGCCUGCCUCCCUGACGCCGGACACAGACCAGGGCUUCCUGCUGGGCCGGGCGGUCAGCACAGCUCUGGUGGCACCCGUGCCUGCCAGGGACAGCACAGUGUUCGAGGCUCGCCUGGAGGCACGGGCUGGCUUCCAGCAAUCUCUGUGGCUGCUGCUGCCUGCCCGUUGCUGCUCGGCCCUGGGCUUGCAGGUGGAGGCCAGCCCUGUGCUAGAGGUGCAAUUCCAGGUGGAUCCAAUGAAUUUCCGCCUCUGGCAUCAGGCUGUGGAUGACCUGCCCACGGAGCAGCUAGUGCUGCCCACUUUGCCAGCCUGCGGCCCACCUGCCCCGCACCCUAUCCCACCCACCCUGCAGGGCAACAGCAAGCAGAAGCUGGCCAUGGGGCUCAUUGCUGGUGUCUCAAGGGGCCCAAAGCCCACCCCCCCGAUGCUCAUCUAUGGCCCCUUUGGCACCGGCAAGACCUACACACUAGCCAUGGCUUCCCUGGAGGUUGCCCGACAGCCCUCUGCCAAGGUGCUCAUUUGCACACACACCAACAGCGCAGCCGACAUCUACAUCCGGGAGUACUUCCAUGGCCAUGUUAGGAGCGGCCACUCUGAGGCCACGCCGCUCCGGGUCAUGUACACAGAUCGGCCUCCAAACCAGACAGACGUGACCACGCUGCAGUACUGCUGCCUGACAGAGGACCGGCGGGCCUUCCGCCUUCCCUCUCCCUCUGAGCUACGGCAGCAUCGAAUUGUGGUCACCACCACCUCCCAGGCUCGCUUACUCCACGUGCCUGCUGGCUUCUUCUCCCACAUCCUCAUUGACGAGGCAGCCCAGAUGCUGGAGUGUGAAGCCCUGAUCCCACUGAGGUAUGCCACGGUCCACACCCGCGUGGUGCUGGCGGGCGACCACCUGCAGGUCACUCCCAAGCUCUUCAGCGUGCCCAGCGGCCAGGCGGCUGGCCACACACUCUUCAAUCGCCUGUUCCUGCACUACCAGCAGGAGACACAUGAGCUGGCUCGCAGGAGCCGUGUUGUCUUCCAUGAAAAUUAUCGCUCCACCCAAGCCAUUGUGGCCUUUGUCUCCCGCCACUUCUACCUGGCCCAGGGCAACCCCAUUCACGCUAGUGGCCAAGUUCCACGUCACCCGCAGUGCUAUCCCCUUAUGUUCUGCCAUGUGGCCGGCAGCCCGGAGCAAGACAUCUCUCAGACCUCCUGGGUCAACCCGGCUGAACUCCUCCAGGUGGUGGAGAAGGUGCAGGAGGUGUACGACACCUGGCCCCCCUGCUGGGGCAGCCGGGAGCAGCGGUGCAUCUGUGUGGUGUCCCACGGUGCCCAGGUCAGUGCUCUGAGGCAGGAGCUGAGGAGGCGACGUCUGGCAGAGGUGUCCGUGGGCAGCUUUGAGAUCUUACCAGGGCGCGAGUUCCGGGCAGUGGUGCUCAGCACGGUGCACACUCUGGACAGCCUGCGUGGCCCAGGUGCACCCAGCUUGGAGUUCUUCAUGGAGGUGCGCGUCCUCAACACCAUCCUCACGCGUGCCCAGUCACAGGUGGUGGCCGUGGGCAAUGCCUUGGCCCUCUGCUCUUUCGGGGCCUGCAGCCGAUUAUGGAAGGCCUUCAUCCGAGAGUGCGUGAAGCAUGGGAGUGUGUGUCCCCAGGACUUGUCCCUGGAGCAGAUUGAGCAUGGUGUGACCCAGGCCCAGCACUGGGCUCAAGGAUGUCAGCUGGCCACUGCGCCAGGAGCAGAGGGGACAGGGACUGGCUCAGAGGACCCCACGUGCAAGGACCUGCCCCCGGAGCACACCCCCCUUUCAGAGAGUACAGCUGCAGGGAAGGAGGAGGCUGAUGGGGCCUUGGCCGGAGAGGAGGUGUCCCAGGACCCCGAGGAUGUGGAAUCUGACUUCUGGCCAUCACACUGGGCUCUCAAUGCUGACGACCCGAUCCUCCAGGAGCUCCUGGAUGAGAGUCGGAACGUGGCGGUGACUGUGCGUGAGGACGGGCUGCUGGACACUGUGGUAGGGCCCGCCUCUGCACGCCAGGCCUGCCAGUACGGGAACCUGCCCCCUGGCGAGCUCCGCAGGCUGCUGCGGACUGAGCCCAGCAGGCAUCGCCGCUGCUCCUUCCUCCAGGAGGCCUUUGGGCGGGCCACGGCCGUGGCACUGGACGACAUGGUCCCUGCCACCUUCCAGAUCAAGGGCCGCUUCAACUGCGGCAUGGCCUUCACUGGAGACGAGGUGGUGGUGCGAGUCCUGGGUGGGGCCGGUGACAGCCAAGAGACUGGGGGCUCACCACUGGGCCAAGUGCUGGGCGUGCUGAAGCGCUGCCGGCGGGAGCUGGUUUUUGUGUGCAGGAUGGACGCGUGGGAUCCCCGCAUCAUGGUUCCCAUUGAUGCCUCCGUGACCAAGAUCUUCGUGGCUGAGCUGAAGGACCCCCUGCAGGUGCCAAUCCACCGCCUGGCCCAUGGCAGCCUGCAGCGCGUGGGCCACGAGAAGCUGCCUGCCGAGGCGCGGCGCUCCCGGCUCUUCUGGGUGCGCAUUGUGCUCUGGCGGGAGCGUUUCUACUACCCACUGGGCGUCAUCCUGGAGGUGCUGCCAGAGGUCACCUCCUGGGAGCGAGGCCUGCAUGUGCUGGACCUGGAGUACGGCCUGAGGGAGUCCUCACUGGACCCUGCUGCCCUUGCCAAAGUGCCUCAGAGGCUACGCACGGAGCUUGCCCGCACAUCCGGACAGCGUGAAGAUUGCAGGAGCUUCCUGACCUUCACCGUGGACCCUCAGGGUGCCUGCAACCUGGACGAUGCCAUCAGUGUCCGGGACCUGGGAUCCCAGUACGAGGUGGCUGUGCACGUCACCGACGUGGCCACUCUUCUACCCCGGGACAGCCCACUGGAUGUGGAAGCCCGCCGGCAGGGCACCGCCUUCUAUGCACCCAACCGGGAGCCAGUACCCUUGUUCCCGCCAAGCCUGAGCCAAGGUUCGCUCAGCCUCCUGCCGGGCCAGGACCGCCUGGCCAUCUCCCUCUUCUUCAUCAUUGAGAAGGACAGUGAUCAACUGAGUAGCCAGCACUUUGCCCCCUCUGUGGUCCGCUCUGACCACCAGCUGUCCUACGAGGAGGCUGAGCUGAUGAUCCGGGCAAACCCAGGAGCUGACCGCAUGCUGCCACCCCGCCUGGACUCGGUGGCCGCCUGUGUUGUGGCCGCCUUCCACUUCUCCCAGACUUUGCGCCGUUGCCGCCUAGGCAGUGCCUGCCACUAUGAGCAGCUGGACGAGGGCAGUGUGCUGGGCUUCCGGGCAGCGCACUCCAUGGUCAAGGAGUACAUGAUUCAGUUCAACCGCAGCGUGGCCGAGUUCCUGGUGGGCAGCAGGCUCACAAGGACGGUCACGCCCCUGCGCUGGCAGCUGGCGCCCAGCACUGACCAGUUGGACACCCUGAGUGAGAAGCACUGUGGACUGGUGGCCCUGUCUCUGCGCCUCCGCCAACAGCUGAGUGGCCACCUUCGCCCUGGCACGAGGUUCUGUGUGCUGGCCUCGCUUUGGAAGCAGUUGCAGCUGGCUGUGCAGGCUGAGGACUUUGGCCAGAUGGUGGACCUCAUCACUACCGAUGACCUGCACCCCUCACUGGCCCCUGUUGGCCUUGAACUUUGCAAAGCCCAGUGCCGCUCAGCCUUUGGCCGCUCCAGCCUUGGCGAGCGACAGCCGGCCGCCCACCACUCAUUGCAGGUGGCCUGGUACUCUUGGGCGUCCUCCCCCAUCCGCAGGUACAUGGACGUGGUGCUGCAGAGGCAAGUCCUCUUGGUGCUGGGCCAUGGGACCACUCCCUACUCGGCCAAGGACAUCGAGGGGCUCUGCCGAGACUUCAGCCGACAGCACGCACGGGCCCAAAGCUACGAGCGCCAGGCUUACAGCCUGAACCUGGCCUCCCGCCUCCGGGCUCAGCCUCAGGACAAGCUGGCCUUUGCACUGAACGUGGAAGCGGGGGCACGCUGCUUCCGGGUACUGUUCCCCACACACCGCAGCAGCCUGCCUGAUGCAUGUCCCGUGUACUAUCGAAGCCUGCAACUGGCCGAGCCUCCGCAGUGCCUUGAGGGCCAGCCUGGCUUGCGGCUCCGGUGGCGACGUCGAGUGUACUCAAUGCAGACGAGGGAGUCCCACACUUUGCAGCCCAGCAGUGCCCUGCUGGACCCGCACAUCCGGCCCGUGGACCCUGAGCUGUGGCGACAGCUGCUGGAGCUGGUGGAGAAGCAGCGCUGGCUUGAGGCAGCUGCCCUGCUCCGGGAGCAGGAAAACAGGGAGCCUCUGCAGCCUGUGCUAGGCAGGAUGGUGAGGAGUUCCUGUGGGCACUUUGUGGAGGUGGUGCGGGAGCUGGGCCCCGGCCACGUACUGCAGGUGCAGCUCAGCGCCUCUCUGCAGCGUGGGCUCCUGGCUCCGGCCCUGCAGCUGUGGACCGUGGCGCCUGGAUUCAGCCUGUGCUUGGAGCACUCGGAGCAGCCUGGAGACUGCUUUGCAGGCUGUGCACCCCGGGCGGCACCAGAUCGCUGCGCCAGCGUGGACGAGUACACCAGCGUGUGGGGCCCGUUCUGUGCCCUGGAGUCGGCCACCGGCUCGGUGGCUGAGAACGACUCCAUCACGCUGGAGCAGGUGGCAGUAAGCUGGGAUGAGGACCGGACGCCACAAGGCCAGCUGCAAGGCUCCUUCUAUCUGCACGACACCUUCCUACACGAACACAGUCUUCAAGACAGCACCUUCAACCACUCCUACCUCUGUAUCCGGCUCGAGGGGCUGUCAGCUGUACCUGACGCUGAGGAACCCCUCACCAGCCUGGGCCCUCACCUGAGCAUCAACCCCAAAACCUACACCUGGCUGGCCCAUGGGCUGACGGAGGAGUGGGAGAUGGAGGAAGACGGGACAAGUCGGCUGGAAAGCUCCAGCUGGGUGCACUUUCAUGUCCUCCACAUGGCCACGGAGAAGGUUCCAGAAGAAGUUCUGAGGCCUGGCACCCUCUUCACCAUUGAGGUGUUGCCCAAGCAGCUUCCUGACCUGCGCAAGGAGGAAGCAGUGCACAAACUCAAGAGGUUCAAGGCAUCCAAAGGGCCAGUUCCGCUGGCCAUCAGCAUUGCCCUAGGCCUACCCAUCCCCCCACCCCUCCAUGCCAACAUCUUUCUGAAGAAUUCAAACUAUGACUUGAUGGGGGGCCGCCACCAGCUGAACCCCAGCCAGACCAACGCUGUGCGUGAGGCUCUGAAGAAACAGUUCACGGUCAUCCAGGGCCCCCCAGGCACUGGGAAGACCGUGGUGGGCCUGCAUAUUGUGUACUGGUUUCACAAGUACAACCAGGAGCACGUGCGAGGCCCCAGAAGCCCCUGCAUCUUGUACUGCGGCCCCUCCAACAAGUCCGUGGAUGUCCUAGCAGGGAUGCUGCAGAGAUGGCGAGAGGAACUGAAGCCCCUCCGCUUGUACAGCGAGCAGGCCGAGACAACCGAGUUCCCUGCCCCCAGCCUGAGCGGCCAGAACCUACCCAGGAAGACUCCCCAGGAGGGGAAGCCCAACUGGACUCUCAGGAACAUCACUCUGCACCAUCGGAUCCGGCAGGCCCCCAACCCCCACGCCCUUGCCCUCCGAGACUUCGACCGCCGAGUGAGGAGCCGGGAGCCGUUCUCUUUAGAGGACAUCGCCCAGUACAAGAAGACCCUCAAGGAGGCUCGGCGUUUCGAGCUGGCCCAGCACACCGUCAUCCUGUGCACCUGUUCCUGCGUGGCCUCAGGCUCCCUGAAGAACCUGAACGUCCGCCAGGUCCUCAUUGAUGAGGCUGGGAUGGCCACGGAGCCAGAGACACUUAUCCCCCUGGUGCGCUUCCCGAAAGUCGAGAAGGUGGUCCUGCUGGGUGACCAUAAGCAGCUGAGGCCAGUGGUCAAGAAUGAGCAGCUGCAGAACCUGGGGCUGGACCGGUCGCUCUUCGAGAGGUACCAGGGCGACGCCUACCUGCUGGACACACAGUACAGAAUGCACAAAGACAUCUGUUCCUUCCCUUCCAUGGAGUUCUACAAGGGCAAGCUGAAGACGUGGCAGGGCCUGCGGCGGGCUCCGAGCGUCCUGGGCCACCCGGACAGGAGCAGCUGCGCCAUCAUCUUUGGCUUCCUGCAGGGCCGAGAGCAGGGCCUGCUCGUCUCCACCGAUGAAGGGAAUGAGAACUCCAAGGCCAAUCUGGAGGAGGCUAAAGAGGUGGUCCGCAUCGCCAAACAGCUGAUCCUGGACAAAACCGUGGACCCCAAAGACGUGGCGAUCCUCACCCCGUACAAUGCUCAGGUGGCAGAGAUCAACAGGGGCCUCUCGAAAGCAGGUGUCACCGGAGUUACUGUGUCGUCCAUCACAAAGAGCCAGGGGAGCGAAUGGCGGUAUGUGCUGGUGAGCACUGUCCGAACGUGCUCUGUGAGUGACGUUGAUCAGCGCCCCACGAAGGGCUGGCUCAAGAAGUACCUGGGCUUUGUUGUAGACCCCAACCAAGUAAAUGUGGCCCUCACUCGUGCCCAGGAGGGUCUCUGCCUCAUUGGAGACCACCUCCUCUUGCGUUGUUGCCCUCUCUGGCGGCGACUCCUGGACUUCUGUGAGGAGAAGAGGAGCCUUGUGCCUGCCCACCUGGUGCAGGUCCGGAGGAGGCCAGCUGUGUCCCACUGA
Molecule: messenger RNA, 8529 nt
Organism: Elephantulus edwardii (Cape elephant shrew)
Lineage: Eukaryota; Metazoa; Chordata; Mammalia; Macroscelidea; Macroscelididae
Gene: HELZ2
Product: helicase with zinc finger 2, transcriptional coactivator
Exons: 19
Coding region: 481-8529 (2682 amino acids)
Molecular function (GO): RNA binding; RNA nuclease activity; ATP hydrolysis activity
Source: RefSeq, a predicted model, not a curated record